Molecule: messenger RNA, 2529 nt
Organism: Morone saxatilis (striped sea-bass)
Lineage: Eukaryota; Metazoa; Chordata; Actinopteri; Moronidae
Gene: sfxn5b
Product: sideroflexin 5b
Exons: 14
Coding region: 256-1233 (325 amino acids)
Biological process (GO): mitochondrial transmembrane transport; monoatomic ion transport; citrate transport
Cellular component (GO): mitochondrial inner membrane
Molecular function (GO): monoatomic ion transmembrane transporter activity; citrate transmembrane transporter activity
Source: RefSeq, a predicted model, not a curated record
UCUGGCCACCUAUGGGCGCAUCAACUGUUAUCUCUCCCAGGAUCAAUCCGAACAGUUAUGCAAUAGCUUUCACCUUAUCGAUUAUUUGGGACGCGUAGUCAUGCGGUUCAACUUUGCCAUCGCUAAUGCAAACGAGGAGACUACACAUCCCAACAGACAAAGCGGCUCGUUGCUUCACUAGUUACUCAUUGAGUGUAGUUCGCUCUACUUGAAAAUCCGUUCAUGAUUCGGUUCAUUAAUAAAUAGUUGGGUGUCAUGGCGGAAUCUGCAGCAUGUCCUGCUUUCCAGCUCGGAAGACCCCGAUACGACCAGAGUUCAUUCCUCGGUCGUCUGAGACACUUCAUAGACAUCAUUGACCCGAGCACCCUGUUUGUAUCCGAGAAAGGGUUGAAAGAAUGCAUCAAACUACUGGAUGAUUACAAAGAUGGCAAGCUUCCACCUGGAGUCUCUGAUCAUCAGCUGUGGGAAGCCCAGAAGAUCAAGCAGGCCAUCAUUCAUCCUGACACAGGAGAGAAGAUCUUCAUGCCAUUUCGAAUGUCAGGUUAUGUACCAUUUGGAACACCAAUUGUCAUUGGCCUUCUUCUCCCAAAUCAGACUGUGGUGUCUACCAUUAUAUGGCAGUGGCUGAACCAGAGUCACAAUGCCUGUGUGAACUAUGCCAACCGCAACGCCACAAAGCCUACACCAACAUCCAAGUUUCUCCAAGGCUACGUAGGAGCAGUGACCAGUGCUGUUUCUAUUGCAGUGGGACUGAAUGUGCUGAUCCAGAAAGCCAACAAGCUGAGUCCUGCCACCAGAAUGAUAAUCCAGAGAUUUGUCCCUUUCCCAGCUGUAGCUUGUGCAAACAUCUGUAACGUGGGCCUGAUGAGGCACAAUGAGCUAUCUGAAGGUAUCGAUGUGCUGGACAACAACGGGAAUGUGGUGGGAUCCUCCAAAACUGCUGCAAAACACGCAAUCAUGGAGACCGCCUUCACACGUGUGGUUCUCCCGAUGCCGAUCUUUGUGCUGCCCCCCAUCAUCAUGUCCUACCUAGAGAGGCUGAGAUUUCUGCAGAGCAACCGCAGAUUGUUGCUGCCUAUCCACAGCGUUGUGUGCCUGGUUACCUUUGGCCUCUCCCUGCCUGUGGCCAUCAGCCUGUUCCCCCAGAUGUCUCAGAUUGAGGUGUCUUGCCUGGAGCCAGAGAUUGCCAUGGCAACAGAUUGCAAGGUGGUGACCUACAACAAGGGUUUAUGAUGGAGGCUCGUGGUGUGGGAGAGGAGCAGAGAGGACAGGGGGGCGAGGAUGGAAAUGAGGCUGCAUUGUGAAGCUACAGUAGGGUUCCUCCACCAUAGCAGAGACUGUAGAUCAUCAUGUACUAACCUCUAAACAUUCCCAGCAAUUAUUGAGUCAAGGGUUCUUUCUUGAUUUUAAAAGGGGGACAGUUUUUUUUGCUGUUUUCAGGAGCAUGGAAGAAGCUCUGUAUAUAGAAAUUAUGAUAUAUUUACUGUGAGAUAAGUUUUUUAGCAUUAAUACAAUUUUAAUAUAUCCAGUACUGUGUUUCCUACAUAUAGGCCAUAUUUGUUUCCCAAUCAAGUGUUAUUUAUGGCUGCUAAUGAUGACAAAUGUUUAUGAAUACAGUUUAAACCUGCAAUAACAAUUUUUGUGUCCACUUUGUAAACACGAUAUUGAGAUAUUAUAAUUUUCUGACCUUGUGCUACAUCCAGCACAUGCUGAGCUACAGAGACUUCCUCUAAAGUCAUGUUUUUGACCACUUGGCAAAUGUGAGUCCAAUAUCUACUUGUUUUUUGUCCUCACCAGCUCCUGAGGGAAGUAUCUCUAGCCGCUGAAUGCUCCACUAUGUUCAACAGCUAGUCACUAACUUAUUGAUCUGUUUUCCGCUGAUAUAUCGACACAGUGGAUCCAUCAGUUAGGUUCUACUUUGUUGUAUUAUUGUGAUAGAGACGGUGGGCGGUUUGAAUGAAAGCUUCCCCUCAUGUAUAUUUUUGACCUGUGGGAAACUGCAAUAAUAUUCAAAAUAAAAGUCUUAGAAAAGUCCCAGGAAACUGCUGAUAUAUUCUCUAUGUUGAUCUCUAUGGAACAAUAUUGCCAUUGUGAAGCCACUCUGUGUCAGUGGCUGUAUACUGUGGAGACUGUGCUGUAGAUGUAUAGUUUACAGACUGUUUGAACUGGUGAAUGACAGUUUAUCACAUGCCAGGUAUUUUACCCGAAUAAUGUAAAAAAACAUCAAGAAUUCUACUGUCUUGGUAUUUUCUUUUCUAUAUUAGCCAAAGUAUCUUUCUUUCUUACUUGUAGGAAGGACAUUUUACUCCACUAUUGACUGUUUCUUAAACCACUAUUGUAUUCCUAAAGAAUUACUUCUUUUGUAUGAUAUAAAAGUAUAACCUUUAUAUUACACUACUGAUUAUGAACUAGUAUUUUAAUUGUUUGGUAUAAUACUUAUGCUACAAGGUUAUUAAAUGUUUGCUAGUCAAACAAUGUAAAACAUGUAUCUAUAUUAUCUAAAAUUAUAUAAUAAACACAUUUUCUUCA